Molecule: messenger RNA, 897 nt
Organism: Exophiala bonariae
Lineage: Eukaryota; Fungi; Ascomycota; Eurotiomycetes; Chaetothyriales; Herpotrichiellaceae
Exons: 6
Coding region: 1-897 (298 amino acids)
Biological process (GO): monoatomic ion transport
Cellular component (GO): plasma membrane; endoplasmic reticulum
Molecular function (GO): monoatomic ion channel activity
Source: RefSeq, a predicted model, not a curated record
AUGAUUGUUCACCCAGAUAUGAUCAAAUCAGCAUCUGCUACCACUUCGGUGGCCCCAAUUCCCACUGUCAUCCCAACCCCUCCCAUCUUCGUCAAUGCCGGUGAUACUGGUCAAAGAACUCUAUGGGUUGUGGUUGUGUUGAUGGCACUAUCCUCAAUUGCCUUCUAUGCCAUGGCAUUCCGUGUUCCAGUUCAAAAACGUCUUUUCCACAUCUUGACAGCUUUGAUCACCACAUUUGCAUUCCUCUCGUACUUCGCCAUGGCCACGGGUGAUGGAAUCAACUACCACGGAUACACUGUCACCGAAACUCACAAGAAGGUCCCAGACACUCACCAGGACUACUACCGCCAAGUUUACUGGGCCCGAUACGUCGACUGGAGUGUCACCACCCCACUUCUACUUCUCGAUCUUGCUCUUCUGGCUGGUCUCAGCGGUGCCAAUAUUCUCGUUGCAGUCAUUGCCGAUGUUAUCAUGAUUUUGACCGGUCUCUUUGCUGCUUAUGGCAAGACUGAUGGGGCCAAGUGGGGAUGGUAUGCGUGGGCCUGUAUUGCCUAUCUCGUCAUUGUCUAUCAGCUUGCUUCUGCUGGCCGUACCGCAGUUGCCAACAAGGAUAGCAAGACCAAGGCUUUCUAUGGUUCCAUUGCUGGAUUCACUCUCAUCGUCUGGACCGUCUACCCAAUCAUUUGGGCCCUUUCUGAGGGUGCCCACAUCAUUGGAGUUGAUGCUGAAAUCCUCGCUUAUGCUGUCCUCGAUAUUCUUGCCAAACCAGUCUUUGGUUUCUGGCUUUUGUUCACCCAUGACAGCAUGUCAAGCACAUCUCCCUCACUCGAGGGAUUUUGGUCCAAUGGCUUUGGAAACCAAGGAACUCUCAGAGUUGGUGACGACGAUGAAGCAUAA